AUGUUGGCUGAAAUAAACUCAAUCGCCGAUCUAACAGCACAAUAUCCUACUGAAAAAGACAUUUGCCAUCUCCUGAUGGAUGAAGAUCUUCUCCACAAAACUGCCAAGUGUGACAAGUGCGGAAACAACAUGAGUCUCAGAAGCAGAGGAAGUUCUUAUGAGUGGCGAUGCCGUGUUUCGAAAAGCCAAGACUGUUCAUCGAAGUCCAUCAAGUAUGGUAGUUUUUUCAAAAACACCAAGCUUACGCUCACUCAAGCUACCAAAGUGAUGGUUAUGUGGAGUUGUCAAUACACAUCAAGUCAAAUCUCUAAAGAGGUUGGGAUCUCGGAGAGAACAACCUGCGAUUGGAGAAAUUUCCUCCGCGAAAUUUGUCAAAAAACGGAGAGCACCUAUGGGAAGAUCGGAGGAAACGAUCAUAUUGUGGAGAUUGAUGAGACUAAUCUACAUAGUCGAAAAUACGGUGUUGGCAAGGGAACUAACGAAGAUUGGAUUUUUGGGGGGAUUGAUAGGGAAUCAGGCAAAGUCUUCAUGAAACGUGUUGUAAACAGAUCUGCUAGUGUUCUGGUUCCGCUUUUGCAAGCGAACGUUGAGAAGCGAUCAGUGGUGUAUUCAGACGAAUGGCGAAGUUAUUCCCAACUCAAACGAUAUUUCACUGAUCAUUACACUGUCUGUCACAAGACACAAUUUAUCAAUGUGGUUGGAACUAGACGUGUCUGCACGAAUGGUGUUGAAUCAAUGUGGUCGAGACUCAAAAAGCCAUUCAAGGCGGCGAAUGGAACUAGCUCGGCACUGCUGGACUCUUAUCUUUCGGAAUUCGUAUGCCGAGAAAACGAAAAAGAUGAUUUCUUCCAGAGCGUCAUCAAUGGAAUGAAGAUCUCUUAA
Messenger RNA from Caenorhabditis remanei, 882 nucleotides. RefSeq lists its product as uncharacterized. The coding region runs from base 1 to 882 and encodes 293 amino acids. The record is from RefSeq and is a predicted model, not a curated record. NCBI's taxonomy places the organism in Eukaryota, Metazoa, Nematoda, Chromadorea, Rhabditida, Rhabditidae. The transcript has 4 exons.